ACUCUUCUCCCUACAACGCCACCUCGGGGGCUCGUGCACGUCCAGGUCCUCACCAUGGAGUUGGCCAACGCUCACCUGAAUCUGAAGACGCUGCUGCUGACCAUGAUGAUGUUUAAAUGGGGAAUCCUCUGCAAUGCCACCUCGGACAGAUGUCUCUCUGAACCCUGCCACAAUGGAGCUACCUGCGUGGACAGCAUGGACGACUACGCCUGUAUCUGUGCCCAGGACGGGGUCCGACACAUGGGCAAACACUGCGACGAGCUGUAUGACGCCUGCUCCUUUGCACCGUGCCAGCAAUGCACCAGCACCCCUGGCACCACGGAGUACCACUGCAUCUGCCCGGACGGACUCUCGGGAGAGAACUGCACCGAGGAGGUGGACGAAUGUCAGAGUAACCCGUGCUUCGGACCACGCUCUCUGUGCGUGGACCAGCCAAACGGAUACUUCUGCAGGUGUCCAGCUGGCUACGGCGGACGGGGCUGCGGGACGCGCGUGACGGACUGCAUGGACGACCCCUGCAGGAACAACGGGACCUGCAUGUUACGACCGGACGGCUUCGGAUGCCUCUGCGUGCAGGGGUUCGAAGGGGAGGCCUGCGAACAAGAGGUGGACGAGUGCUCCUCAGAGCCCUGUCAGAACGGGGCCAUCUGCAUAGACGGAGUGGCAGAGUUCCACUGCUUCUGCGUGCCCGGUUUUCAGGGUCACACCUGCGAGAUCGACAUCAACGAGUGCGCUUCACGGCCUUGUGAGAACAACGGCACCUGCAUCAAUGAGAAGGACCAUUACGAGUGUGAGUGCCUGGAGGGCUUUGCAGGAGUCAACUGUGAAAUCGAGAUCGACGAGUGUCAGUCCGGCCCCUGCCGCAACGGGGCCACCUGCCGGGACUUGAUUGCUGCGUAUUCCUGCGAGUGUUCGCCCGGGUUCGAUGGCGUGGACUGCGAAGUCGACGUGGACGAGUGUGCCAGUGACCCCUGCCAGAACGGGGCCGUCUGCCACGACAUGGUGAACAGCUAUGAAUGUGACUGCAGCAACACAGGAUUCCAGGGUGACUACUGUGAUGUGGACAUCCCAGAGUGUGCCUCGGAUCCCUGUCAGCAUGGUUCCUCAUGCAUAGAGGGAGUCAACAAAUACACAUGCUUCUGCUGGCCAGGUUACAAAGGACCAAACUGCGAGAUUGAUAUAGACGAGUGUUCCGAACUGCCCUGUGAGAAUGGCGGGGAAUGUUUUGAGCGCUCAGAUCCGUCUCACUGGGUGCUGGACUGGGAGCUCAGGUUUGAGGAUGCAGCGGGAUACAUCUGCCAGUGUCAGCCGGGGUUUGCAGGCGAGAACUGCUCCGUCAACAUUGACGAAUGUGAGUCAGAACCCUGCCAGAACGGAGGCGCAUGUGAGGAUAAGGUCAACGGCUACACCUGUACAUGCUCUGUAGGAUUUCUAGGUGAGCUGUGUGAGGUGAACGUUGACGAGUGCCAGAGCCAGCCCUGCCAGAACGGCGGCUGGUGUGAGGACGGCAGGGCGUCCUACAGUUGCCACUGUCCCGAGGCGGAGGCCGGUGAGCUCCCCUGGGGGGGCGACCACUGCGACGUGAAACUCCACGGCUGCGUGGACCACGCGUGCCAGAACGGGGCCACGUGCCACCCGUGGCUGGAGGGCGGAGAGCAGGGUCACACGUGCCUUUGCCCUCACGGCUUCUACGACGAGCAGUGCUCCACGAGGACAACAUUCUCCUUCUCCACUGCGCGGUACAUUCACAUCCAGGUUCUAUUAGAAGAAAGGACCCGGAGGGAGGUCGAGCACCACGUGCACCGGGGUUACGGGGUGCAGCUACGCUUCCGGACGACUCUGCCCGACAUGCUGCUCUUCUUCAGAGGGGAUGUGGACAAUCACCUCAUCUUGGAGAUUGUGAAGGGAGGUCUUCGAGCAAAAGCUUUUUCGGAAGAGACUGAACUGGAUGUAACAUUUCCUGGACUGGUCAGCGAUGGAGACUGGCGGGACGCCCACGUGUUUGUCGAUAACAAAGGGCUGGUACUGAUUCUGAAAGGCCAUGGCUGUGACAGGGAUGGAUGUAGAAUUACAGAUGGCGGUGCGGACGAACCACCCUUCCAGCCCUCUGAAGCCUUCACUCACAUGUAUGUGGGCGGAGCUCCAGAGGAGCUUUUAGAGUUGUCUGCCAGCGCUGCAGGCUUCAUUGGAUGUAUGGAAGACCUGAUGAUCGACUCCAAGCCUGUCCUACCGCAAACACUCCCAAAGGACCAAGGCCAUGAGCUGGGAUGCAGUAAGACGGAUUGGUGCAAGCCUGACCCCUGCCAUGGACAUGGACGCUGUGUGGACCUGUGGACCAGCUAUCAGUGUGACUGCUACCGUCCCUUCCAUAGCGAGCGCUGCACUGAAGAGUUCCCGGCAUGGACAUACAGCCACGAAGACACGGUGAGCUUCAGUGUCUACGAUGUCGGGAGGAGACACGAGAGCAACUUCAGUGUGUCCUUCUUCCUGAGGUCGUUGAAGCCAGACGGGCUGCUGUUCCAGCUGAGGAGACCCACGGAAGAAGAGGGCGGAGAGGUAUACUUCUCCGUCUACCUGGGCAUGGGGAGGGUUUUUGUCAGCUCUCUGCCUAACAGCGCCCCACUAACAGCCCCCAUAUUUGUGACCACCGGCGAGAAGCAACUCCUGCAGGUCGAAGUGCACCACAGACAGGUGAUCUUUGAGCACGCAGGCCUUCGCUACGGGAUAGGAGAGAUCCCCGUGGUGAACGUCAACAUUGGGGACCAGGCUUAUGUUGGGGGACUCCCGGGAGACUGGGACUCCAACAUGUGGGGGGGGCAUUACAAAGGCUGCCUGCAGGACCUUCGCUUAGACUCUGUCCAUCUAGAUAUGGAUGCCUGGAACAGCUCGAACCAGGAGGCAGUGUAUCUGCCAAGUGAUGCUGGGAAUGUGGAGAAGGCCUGCGUCAGCGACGAUACGUGCAAGAUGAAGCCCUGUCUAAAUGGAGGAGAAUGCACCAUCACAUUCAACGAUUUCUUGUGUUCGUGUACGCCGGAAUACACCGGAAAGACCUGCGGAACACGCGUGUGGUGUGUGAGCCAUCCUUGUGUCAAUGGUGGCUACUGUGUGGACCUCCCUGAUGGAUAUGAAUGUGUGACCAACGCCACGUUUGAGGACAGCCCCGUGCGCUACAGCGCUGGCGGCUCCCUGGCUGAACCCGUCUCCAGCAUGUACGUGGAGCUGCGGACCCGCUCAGAGAACGCUGUGCUCCUGAGGGCCUCCCGGGGCUCCGACCUGCUCAUGGUGGGUCUGCUGGAUUCCUCGGUCCGGGUGGAGAUCCACACCGGCAACAGCGUCGAGGCACUGGCCUUCACGGGGGUGCGCCAAGUGGCCGACGGGGGCUGGCACCGCGUGAACAUCUCAAUGGCCCAGAGGGGGCGCAAAGCCUCCCCCUGGGUGAUCACCGUGGACGGGAUCACGGACGCCAGCAGCGCGCCGCAGCGCGCGGGAGGCGUCCGCUUUCUCAACGACAAGGCGGCCACGCUGGCCCUCGCGGAGAGCUUCACCGGCUGCCUGGGGGCGGUCAGGGUCGGCGGGGUCCACCUCCCUUUUGUGGACGACUAUAAAGCCCCGCAGCCGUCACAGUUCCACUUGGCCGAAAAGCCAAAGAUCCGUUUGGGUUGCACCAGCGCCUCCGUCUGUGACCCCGACCCUUGCGUCAACGGAGCCACUUGUGAAGACCGCUUUAACCAAUUGGGCUGCGUGUGUCCCCCGGGCUGGGGGGGCGAGCUGUGCGAGACGGACAUCGACGACUGUGCGUCUCAGCCCUGCGUCCAUGGGAGCUGCAAGGACUACUUGGCUGGGUUUGAGUGCCGGUGCCACCCGGGAUACGGCGGCGAGCUCUGCGACGAGGACGUGGACGAGUGUGAGCGACACGCCUGUGAACACGGAGGCACCUGUCACGAUGGAGCCAACAUGUACACCUGUACAUGCCCCAAGGGCUACAGCGGCCCUCGCUGCCAGUGGGACUACCCUCCCAUACAGUGUGGUACAGACGUGCGCUGUGAGAACGAUGGAGUCUGCCGCGAUGGGCCGUGGGGAGCUAACUGCACAUGUAUGCCCGGUUUCACAGGCAGCAGGUGUGAGUCGGAGAUCGACGAGUGUGAAUCGAACCCCUGUCGACACGGCGGCUCCUGUUUGGACCGAUUCAACAUGUUUGUGUGUGAAUGCCCGCCUGGCUACAGCGGUCCAACCUGUGACACUAACAAACAAGCCCACAAACAAGGGGUCCCCUGGUUGGUGGUGGCCAUCCCGCUGCUCUGCUUCUGCGUGUUGAUCCUCAUCAUCGGCUUGACCUUCGUGGCGCUCACGGCGAGGAAGAAGCGCCAGUCUGAGGGCGCGUACAGCCCCAGCACCCAGGAGGUGGCCGGGGCCCGGCUGGAGAUGGACAGCAUGCUCAAAGUCCCACCGGAGGAGAGACUCAUCUGACAGCCUGCAAUCAAGGGUGUGAGAGGGGUCCGGGCGCCGCGGGCAGGACGCUCUGGGCUCCAUGUGGAACACAAUCUGGUGCUGAACCAAGGGGCCGUUGUUGUGGGGACACAGCCACCCCCCCCGCCUGCUGGUGGUGGAACACUAUAGAAAUGAAUGCAUUUUGUUUCUUGACUCUACCUGCUGUAGUUUGUCCCCAGCAGGGCCCUGGUAGUCCUACCUAGUGCAUAGAGGGAAAUGUGAAGAUUAGAUGCCCAGACGCAGGGCUCAGAAGCUGCAGUUCCUCUUCCGCUCUCGGCCAGUAGACGCUGGCUCCAAGAAAAAUUUGAGUGAAAAAGAACCGGCCUUUCUUAUAUGACAAAGAAAGAUAAUUCAUCACUCUCGUUUCACUUGCAAUGUGGUGACCACUGCGUGGUUUUUUCGUCUCAGACUCAGAGCUCUUCAAUUCCUUAUUUGUCCCGCAGCAGGGGAAUUUGCAAAAAAAAAAAAAAUUGAAUCAGCAUUUGUAGCAUUGUUUUCUUUUGCAAUGGAUGAAUGGCCACAACGGCAGAAGCACAGCCUCCAGCUGUUUAUCUCCGUGAUGAUAUGAUAUCUCCUGAUCUUCACGUAGCACGAGCCGACCUCAACGUACCGCUCUCCCUUCCAACAAACAAGCUCGCAUCCUAUGAAACACCACCGACUGCAUCACUGUGGACUGAUGUCGCCAAACUUACACCCGCCUCCCGUCAAUGCUGGAAUGCCAUCUACUGCUCAACAAUGCAGUUAGUUGAACUCCUCCCCCGUUUGACAAUGAGGUUCUGCACGAUGUGGAGGGUGAAGGAGGCUGCAGGACGUUUCUGCUCACACAUGAUCCAACAUGACAUCAACAUAAUGAGGUACUGAGUUCCAGGAGAACCAGAGACACGUGUAGCACCUGAAGGGAAAUGAAGUGAGAAGAUGCCAUCCACCCGUAUGGCAUCUUCUCACUUCAUUAUCUUUGCUCAAGCAUUUCCUAACAUAGUCUUAGGCGUGUGUUGUAAACGUUUUAGCAUGAGACUUGGAUUACACGGACAGGACCGUACAUUUUUGUCUGGAUAUGGUUUUGCGGUUUUUAAAGCUGUCCCUAUUUACUUUUCUAUGUUUCUCAAACAUUUUAUUUACAACAGUUCAACAUUUUGAUAUGCUAAACGGUACUGCAGGGUAGAACUGGAAACCCGAGGGGCAAAAUGUUUGAUUCAGCAUUUGAAGAUCUGGUGGUGCAGUUUACUCCACAAUGAGGGGCCCCUCCCUCUUUGUGUAAAGCCUGUACAUUUUGUAUAUUAAUGCUUAUUAUCCAUGUUAACACUGCGACUAAGGGACUGUCUGCUCAUAUUUAUCCUGGCCUCUUCACAGACAACACUGGUCUAGAAUCAGUACAGAAUCUAUUAAACCCACAUAGGAUGAAGUCAUGUUCUCAGAAGGUAAACAAAGUUUAAAUAAGUAACGUAUGAACAUGAAGGUACUGCAGCACACUGUAAUGUGAUGUAAAGUAAUAGUUGUUGAAACAAACGUUAUAGUUUAGUGGAUAUUUAGAUGCUGGUUGCACAGUUUUUGUACAAAAUGUACAAAAUCCAGAUUGCUUUUAAUGUGUUACUAACCUGCAAUAAAAGUCAUCUGUUGUCAGUCAGGUGGUCCUGGUUCAUAACACAAACAAAAAAGAGCAGUGCUUAGCAUUUUAAUA
Messenger RNA from Pungitius pungitius (ninespine stickleback), 6166 nucleotides. It is a transcript of the gene crb2a, whose product is annotated as crumbs cell polarity complex component 2a. Gene Ontology annotation, biological process: establishment or maintenance of epithelial cell apical/basal polarity; heterophilic cell-cell adhesion. The record is from RefSeq and is a predicted model, not a curated record. Gene Ontology annotation, molecular function: calcium ion binding. The coding region runs from base 55 to 4467 and encodes 1470 amino acids. Lineage: Eukaryota; Metazoa; Chordata; Actinopteri; Perciformes; Gasterosteidae. The transcript is spliced from 13 exons. Gene Ontology annotation, cellular component: plasma membrane; protein-containing complex.